Leguminivora glycinivorella is the source of this 1469-nucleotide messenger RNA. Its product is annotated as lipase 1-like. Gene Ontology annotation, biological process: lipid metabolic process. NCBI's taxonomy places the organism in Eukaryota, Metazoa, Arthropoda, Insecta, Lepidoptera, Tortricidae. Gene Ontology annotation, molecular function: hydrolase activity, acting on ester bonds. The coding region runs from base 285 to 1436 and encodes 383 amino acids. The transcript has a single exon. The record is from RefSeq and is a predicted model, not a curated record.
GACAUAUUUAAACGAGCUUUAUAAAUUUCCAUACAUUUGUUAAUUUAUUUUGAUAUGCAUAUUUAAAUGCGUUUUGUCAAUCUCCAUGUUAUUUGCCAUGGUGUUUCCGACUUGUUCUAUACGUGUGUGUAAAAUAUUUAAAAUUGUUUAAAUAAUAAUGUUGCAUAAUAAGUGUUAAUAAUUACCGCGACAUUUCUGAUGUAUCGCAACCCGACCGUGAAAAGUUAUUUUGAAAAUUUGUGGAAGUUCCCGAGAAAGAAAAGUUUGAAUGAAAAUUCAAAAUCAUGUCAGUGACAACCAUAUUGUUACUUUUAAUAGUAACCAGUGUUAUAAAAGCAAAUUCAUUGGUACCUGAAGACGCUCAUCUCAAUUUCACCGAACUAAGUAUAAAAUACGGCCACAGAGCAUUAGAACACAGAGUAACCACAGAAGAUGGCUACAUUCUCACUCUGUUCCGCAUACCAGGGAAGAAACCCCCAGUUCUAUUACUACACGGCUUAAACGACUGCUCAGACUCAUUCAUCAUCCGAGGCAAUAGUUCUUUAGCUAUAACAUUAGCUGAUAAAGACUAUGAUGUCUGGGCUGCAAAUUCGAGAGGUAAUAAGUACGCUAGAGAACAUGUCAAGCUAAACCCAGAUACAGACCCACUGUUCUGGGACUACAGUUUUCACGAACGUGGAUACUACGAUCUCCCAGCUAUCAUAGAUUAUAUCUUAAACGCAACAGGAUAUAAGACUCUUAAAAGCAUCGGACAUUCAGAAGGAACCACUGAUCACUUCGUGUUAGGAUCGCUGAGACCUGAAUAUAAUGAGAAGGUCCAAAUCUUAAUAGCAAUGGGACCGUCGGCGUUUUUUAAACAUUUGACUUCACCCUUAUCAUUAAUAAUCGAAAUGGGACCUUUGGUAGACCAAGUUUUUAGCCCUUUUAAAAUCGAAGAGGUAUUCCGCGAUGGAAGCGUUGAGAAAAUAAUUUUUCAAGCAUUCUGUACUCAGAACCCUGUUUUAUGCCGCAGCCUGAUCUUCCAAGUUGGCGGUUACGAUCCUAAACGGCUAGAACGAGAGUUUUUACCUGUAUUAUUUGGACAUUUUCCAUCAUCAGGAUCGAGGAAAAGUCUUAUACAUUAUAACCAACUAGGGUUAAGAAAGCGGUUUGCGUUAUACGACUAUGGUGCUGCGGAAAAUUUAAAACGUUACGGCAAAACUGAACCACCGGAUUACAACCUUGCACAGUACACUAUAAAAACAGCCCUGUUUGCGGGAAAUAAUGACCUUAUGUGCAAUCUUAAAGACGUGGAAUAUCUUCGAACUGUCCUACCCAACGUUGUGUUGUAUCAUGUGAUGGAGUCGAAAAAAUGGAAUCAUUACGACUUCGUGUGGGGAAAUGACUUGCCCAAGACUUUGUAUCCUCAUAUAUUGAAAUUGCUGGAGACAUUUUGAAAAGGUUUUCUAAAUAAAAAAUAUGUUCACAAG